Messenger RNA from Pantherophis guttatus, 11385 nucleotides. RefSeq names its product ELAV like RNA binding protein 3 (gene ELAVL3). Gene Ontology annotation, molecular function: RNA binding. Lineage: Eukaryota; Metazoa; Chordata; Lepidosauria; Squamata; Colubridae. The record is from RefSeq and is a predicted model, not a curated record. Gene Ontology annotation, cellular component: ribonucleoprotein complex.
CAGGCCUCGAGGGGGGCUGGGAGGAAGAGCACCCGCCCAUCCCCCUCCUCCCCCCUCGUCAAUAUCUCUGGGUGUAAAUAGUCAAGGGCGUUUAAAGGAGCAUUGUGUGCUCCUUCGCGGGUCGGUCGCCUGCGUCUGUCCCUCCUCCGUUUUUUCACUCUAUUCCUUUUCCUUUAAAUUUUUUUUCCUUUAAAAAUCCACCCAAAUCUGUUUUUUCUCUUCUCCUCCUCCCGCGUUUUUUCUUUUUCUUUCCCAGAUAUUUGUCACGCUUUCCUACAUCCCGCUUUGACGCCUGCGAUUUCCCUUUAGCUUCGGUUCCUUCCUUCAUUCCUUCCUCCCUUCAUUCCUCUCCUCCCUUCCCUCCCUCCCUCCCUUCACCCCAAGAAGGGAAUUGGUUUGGUCAAGAGCGGGUUUCUUUCCGUUACCGCGCAACCAUUUUUAUUCUCUUUCUUCCCCUCCGCACGGGCGGACCCCCCUUUUGUAUGCGCCACUGCAGCUGGGGGGGUCCAGAUCACCAUCGAUCGGGAAGGCAGAGCGACCCCUCCCGCACGCGGGACCAAUCCGUUCCGACCCGCCCCACCCGGGGAGGACGAAGAAGCCCGAUUGUACGGCAGUCCACGUCCUCCGAGGAGCCGCCGCUGCCCGGCUGGACCCCGGCGCUCCCCCAGCAUGGUCACUCAGAUAAUCAGCACAAUGGAGACCCAGGUGUCCAACGGCCCCACAAGCAACAGUUCCCUCCCCAAUGGGCCACUGAUCAGUGCCAAUGGGGCCACCGAUGAUUCCAAAACUAACCUCAUAGUCAACUACUUACCCCAGAACAUGACACAAGAGGAAUUCAAGAGUCUGUUUGGAAGUAUUGGAGAGAUUGAAUCAUGCAAACUGGUUCGAGACAAAAUCACAGGGCAGAGUUUAGGCUACGGCUUUGUCAACUAUGUUGAUUCCAAUGAUGCUGACAAAGCAAUCAACACCUUGAAUGGACUCAAACUGCAGACAAAAACAAUCAAGGUGUCCUACGCACGGCCGAGCUCUGCUUCUAUCCGUGAUGCCAAUCUCUAUGUCAGUGGCCUGCCCAAAACCAUGAGCCAGAAAGAGAUGGAGCAGCUCUUCUCACAGUAUGGACGCAUCAUCACCUCCCGCAUCCUUGUGGAUCAGGUCACAGGUGUGUCUAGAGGUGUGGGAUUCAUCCGCUUUGACAAGAGGAUAGAAGCUGAGGAAGCCAUCAAGGGGCUGAAUGGACAGAAACCGCUGGGUGCUAGUGAGCCCAUCACAGUCAAAUUUGCCAAUAAUCCCAGCCAGAAGACAGGGCAAGCAUUACUCACACACCUGUAUCAGACUACAGCCCGGCGGUACACAGGGCCUUUACAUCACCAAACUCAGCGAUUCAGGCUCGACAAUUUGCUAAACAUGGCAUACGGCGUCAAGAGUCCUCUCUCCUUGAUCUCCAGGUUCUCUCCUAUCACGAUCGACAGCAUGACCAGUCUGGCAGGAGUCAAUUUGACCGGGGCCUCCAGUGCUGGCUGGUGCAUCUUUGUGUACAACCUCUCUCCAGAGGCAGAUGAGAGCGUCCUCUGGCAGCUCUUUGGGCCCUUUGGAGCUGUCACCAACGUCAAAGUAAUCCGCGACUUCACCACCAACAAGUGCAAAGGCUUUGGCUUUGUCACCAUGACCAACUAUGAUGAAGCCGCCAUGGCCAUCGCCAGCCUCAAUGGCUACCGACUGGGUGACCGAAUCCUCCAGGUUUCCUUCAAGACCAGUAAGCAACACAAGGCAUGAGUGAGCAAAUGCGCCAGAGAGAUGGGGGGAGGGGGGAGCAACAGUGUGCUGGAAACAGCUCUCUUCCCCAACUCGCCACAAGAACGGAAAUGUUCAUUGACUCAAUGUUGCAGAAUAUUCAACCGCCAGACACCGUGAUCUUUGGGAAGCAGGAGGCUCCUCCCCCUCCUUCUCCCCAUGCCCGACAGCCCAGCGGGAAGCACGGAUGCAGCAACUUGUCAGCCACUUCUUGAAAAUUAAACCCUGUUCUGACAGCAUGCAGGGGUGACAUCUGCUCAGAAUAGGAUACCUCUCUUGUUUCUAUGCUUGGUGACCCCUCCCUCUUUCAAGGCUUUCUUUCUAACAUACAUGCCCAGGUCUGAAGCUUUCUCGAGUUGUCCAUAUAUCUUUCCCUCUAUGAAUUCCACACCUGUAUGGUUUCUUUGGUGGACAGUUUUUCUGACCCUGGAGGAUGAAAAAAACACUCCCAGUAAGGUGUGAUAGAAAUGUCCCCUUCAUGUUAAAACAUUGUGAACCAACAAAUCCAAGAAGGUCAUGACUGUUACUCUGAGCUAGCCGAGGGGGAGGAAUUAAAAAGAUUCAGCUCACCACCUUUGUUCUCUUACAAUGCAAAAAGAAAGAAAGAAAAAGAACAAAUGUGGUUGGAGGAGAUUGCACUCAUCUCAUCUGUUGGUCUAAUAUGUUAGUAAUACAGGUUCUUAAUCCCACUGUUUACCUUGGCCCCUAAUUAGAAUGAUGCCAUAUUUGGGAAAAUAAAUCUAACCUUUUAUGUCUGAAAAGAGGGUACUUCCUAUUUGAUUCCAGAGAAAACUCAUUCCCUGGGAAAAGAAGAACCAUUUUACACUUGUAUGCUGUAAAAUUUGCUGACCAGGUUUUGAAUAUUUGCUUAUUUAUUUAACUACUUUACAUUGAAAUGAAAGUUUGGGCCAGAGUGAUGUAAAAAAGGGCAGUCAAGAAUUUGGCACAAAGUCCAAGAUUUCUAGAGUCUUUAUGGCUUCUAAUCAGGUUGUAAGGACUAGAUAAGUUUCUUACGGGUCAGAAGUAGGGACUUGCUAUUUGAGACGUUAUGGAGCAGUAAGUUAAACAUUUUAUUUUUCUUCUUCCCCAAGAUGAAAUGUUUUUCUUUUGUUGUAAACUGAUAUUUCAUGAAGAAUUUAUAGAACCAAGCACAGGGGAAGGAAAUCAGCCCCAGAGUUGUGAUCAUUGACAACUGAAUAGAUUGAAAGGUGUUUUGGGCAAAGGGAAGAUGGUUAGUAUGGCUGAGGUCUUCCUUUCUCUUUUAAAACAAAUAAGUGACCAAACAAGGGGAAAAUCAUAAAUUUUAAAAGGUGAAACUGAAACAAAGAAGAAAACCCAACAAAAAUUUUAAAAAAGAUUUUAAAAAUCUAUUUUUAUAAAAAAGGAAAAGAGACCUUGCUGGAAAUUUUUACUGGGAUUCUUGAACUUCAUACACAGUCACAAUAACAAAUUCCAAAGGGGGGGAAACAAACAAGCCACUAAGUGCGAUUGCUGUGCAUGGUCCAAUCAUUCCUUCCAGUGGGCCUUUUCAAACAAUUAACAAAGAUACCACACACCUACAGAGAUUGCUAGCAAAUCUUUGGCAUCACUCCCCAUGCACGGAAUUAGGAUAGGAGUGUUAGUAUUGCUGUAAACUGUGUUGUUGGCAGAGUGGGGGCAGGAUAGCCAAGGACUGUUGGCUUUUCUAGUUCAAGUUAGAAAGGGUCCAUCCCAAAACCAGCAUCUUCCUCUUGGUCCAUUCCACUCCGCUUAGUAAAAAGUAGGGCAGCUCAGAGGUGGGGCUGAGUUGUCUUCUAUAUGUAGGAUAUCUGAGACCAACAUAGAGUGGGUCAGUAUCCCAUGAUUUAUAGGGCAGCACACAACAAAUGAGACACUUUAAAAAGUUACAAAACUCUACCAAUUAAAAAGCAGAGGGAUGGACACCAGAAGAAAAUCAGGUUCUUCAAACCAGGUGUCAUGGACACAAGCCCAGAAAAAGUAGCUGUCUCCCUACUCAACAUUUUCUCAACAGUAAUGUGAAGAUGCGGAAACAAGGCAUUUUCCUUAAAUAGGGAGCAUUGCAAAAAUCUGUCUACACCAUUUAAAACAACUGAGCAUCAAGUGCAUGUUUUAAACUGUGUAUUGGGGGUGGGGGGGUGAGUUGCCUGGAAAGACCUUCAGAUUCUUGUGCAAAAGCAACACUUUGUGUCUCAGGUCCCAAAGAUUUUAGGUGAUUUUGUCCCAACUAUCAAAGUCAGGAAAUGGAGACAACUCCUUUUAUUCUCCUUUUCUUUCUGUUCCUUUUUUCCCUUUGCAUUUUUUCUUGUGGGAGGUGAGGAGGGGGUAGAGGGCUAUAAUAACUUGAUUGUAUUAGUAGAUUUUCAGCACCACCAUUAUCUCGCUAUCCCAAAAACCAAAAGGGCAGAAAACUGACAAAAGUUUCAAAAAUAAAAACUGCAUGCUUCAUCAUAUAACCACUGCUUUUACUCACAUCAACUUCCAUAGCUUUCUUUUUCAAAAAUAUUUUCUACAGGUAUUACAAAAUUAUUCAGCAAGGUUAAAAACUCUCCCAAACCAGGAAAUGCAGUUUAUGCACAGACCCUGAUUUCUGUCUCCAUGCACAAUCUCUUUAGAAGGCAUUGCUCUCUUUCUGACCAGGGCACAGAAGUCGGCUGCUCCUUCUGCUGCAACUGAACUCUGGAAUCCAGAAUUGACCUGGAAGUCCCCAUCAACAGUGAGGGGAAGAAAUGGGUGGUUCAAUACUGUUAACAGUACCUGAUAAAGGAGAAAACAAGCAAAACUUGUUAGGGUGAGGAUACCAUGCAGAGAUUGUGCUUAAUAUACAACUGCAAGAUAGAGCCAGAGAGAAUUUGGGAAGUUUCUGUGGAAUAAAUUUAGCUUACUAAGGUUGGAUUCCCUACCAUUUUAAGCAUAAAGAGGGUCCUACUUCUAAAUGUGGGGCAUGGCUGCCCUAAAAAAGCAACCAAGGACCCUUCUGGACAAUAGGAUGGCAGUGAGGUAGCUAUGCUCAUCUGAAGGAGCUGACCUGCUCCUUCAGAUGAGCAUAGCUACAGCAGGUCAGUUUGGUUCUGGGACGUUGUGGGAUUCUUUCCCAAAUUACCUUGUCUUGAAAGGAAGGGCUGUGUGCUAGAAGGCACUGCUUUCUUUCUAACCCACCUGUCUCUUUCCAUACAGUUUGAAUAGAUCUCAGUGGAAUGUUUGCCACUUGCCCUUUCCAGACACACUAUUGCAACCCCAGACUAAUUCUAACUUUUGAACUUUCGGACUGAAAUUCGGACUUUAACAUAGAUUUGGUUGUCUCUUUUAACACCCACAUUUAUUUUGCUUGCUGAAUGUAAACCCCUUCCCACAAUAGAACCUUUCUUGCUUGUCUGGGGAAGGGGUCUCAAAAUAAUUCCCAGGUCUACUGCCGUUUGUAUAGGAAAGGAAGAAAAUGCUGAUGUGAGAAGACAUAGUGAUGCAGCAUGUUCAGUAAAAGGCAUAGUUCCUUGCACUUCCCAAAUGAAUUAUUAGCAGGUUGUGGUGCAGACAGUGGUAAAAUCUAAGGAUCUUAACUAACUACUAAAAUAUUCCCAUUUUAGCUAGAAUUUUAUAAUCUUUUUAGGUUUCCAUCCCACUUAAAUUAAUAUUUCCUUCUAUCCAAAUUAACCAAACACAAUCCCCAGCUCUGAAACGGUGCACACCUUCAACUAGAUUUAGAGCCACUAUGUAGUGGCUGAUCAUCCCCAAGAAAGAAUAUAUUCCUCAAUGCCAAUCAUCUCUGUAAGCAACACUGCACUUUAGCAUCAUGGACUACCACAACUGAGACUUUGCUCUGAUGCCCACCCAAUGCUAGCUGAUGUGCAGGACUCUUAGAUGAAGGGAUCCAAUUUCUCUUCUAUGCUGUAAAGCAAUUGUGGAGCAAUCAGACCAUAAGAAGGCCUUGUGAUUCCCAUGCUUUAAGAUUUCUCUCAGGGGACUUCUCUUUUCUUCGUGGCAGCAAUAAAUCUUCUAGUCCUUUGAGAUGAACACUCCUGCUUGGGCUCUUGGCCUUUUUUGCAGUCUGAGGCAGCAUGGGCUGCUGGUUAUAGUACAGGCCAGCAUGAUUACCUUGUGCUUAUCUCACAGUUAGGUGGGCUACUUAAGACUACCUUUCUGGUCCUUGCCAAAGACACGCUUCAUGUCUUCUUGUCAGACAUCUAGCUUUCAGCCUGAUUUUCUUUCUCUAAUUUUAACCUGACGGCAUGUGCGCUCCUCUGUACUUUGAUACUGGACCACAUAGACAUCUGGGUGUGUAUGUGCAUGUAUGGGCAGAUGUGGGGAAGAGAGGCAGCAAUCCUAUAUCCAUGUGGCAAACAUACUGACCUAGUUAAGAUUUUGGGGCAGCCAAUAAUGUAGCUAUGAGUUCCUGCUGUGUGGAUCCUUUUCCUGAAAACACCAGAGUAUCACACCUUCAGAAUCUGCCAGUCAAAACGCAUGCACCUUGGAUCCUUGGCACUAAUGUCUACCUGCAAAAACAUGGCUAGAGUGGUAGUGUGCCCACAAAUCUAUCCAACGGGAUUUUAAAAUAGAUUCAUAUUAUGGAAGCCUAAAUCUUCCAAGUAGCCUCCCGUUCUAGUCUUGCUUUCAGUUAUUUGAAGAUGAAUCACUAUCACAAAUGAUAAACUUCUUCCCAAUAUCACUUCCUGGCAAGGGACGAUUCCCCGAAAUUAAUGAAGGGAUUGUCUCUAAUGACACUCCUUUUUCUUUUUUUUAACAGACCAAGCUAACCCUGUAGAGCUUUGAACAGAGACUCCUGUCCAGAAGGCCAUUCUUGUCUCUAUCUCAUUAACCUAAAACUCUUUUGUCAGGGUGAAGCUAAAACAAACUCGCCCCACCCCUACCUUUUAAUUGUUCUGUGUGGGGUGAUGCUUUUUAAUAGAAAGUCAGAAUGAUGCAAAGGUUGUUUUUUUAAAAAAAGAAAAAAAUGGGCUGCUUCAAUACUUACCACCUGGCCUUUGUCUUAUGAUCCUUGGGUUGGAGGAUGCUUUCCUGGUAGGUCCUCGUGCUGAAUGUAUUCUCAGUGACCUCAUAAUAAAUUAAGACAAAUGCUGGAGGGUGUCAUCCUAUAGUAUGCAAGUUUUCCUGCGAUAACAAAGUGCUGUGGCAAGCUAGAUGUCAAGGGGCAGAAGUGAAACUUUUCUUCCUUGCUGUCAACAAACCAUUUUUCAACCUUGGCUGUAGGUAGGUAGGUGAGGAAGAAAAGCAGAGGGUAAAGAUACAGGCCAGGGCUUUUUCUCAGAACAGUGCUCUGUAAUGUUAGCCAGCUUCUGUUUGUUUGUUUAAAAGCAGGAAGCUGAAAAUUUUGAGUUUUUAGCCUGCCUGGCUGCCAUAAAUGCUGAAUAAAUACUUUUGUUGGAGUUUUAACCAUUUCUUCAGAAGGAACACCCUGUUUCUCAAAUUAAGCCAAAAGAACCCAGAAAGAUUUUUUAAAAUGUCAAAUGGUUUCUCUGUAGGGCUGCUGCUUAAAAAACUAUUUAUGUUUAUGGCCAUCUCCCUUUAGAUUGGAACCUUGAAGUGGGAUGAAUCUAUUUGUACAGGUUAUACUCCAGUGACACCCAGGUUUACCUUCCUUUCCCCUUCUUCCUUCCCACAUGCUGAAGGGAAUGAGAAUUUCUCUUAAAAUCUAAUUGUAAAAGGGGAUGAAAUUGUGGUUGCCUUUCCCAAGGCAUCUCUUUGGAUCUCUGUUAACAAACACAUCCUGAAAAUGCACAUGACCUAAUUUCCAUUUUUAUUUAUUUAUUUAUUUUGGUUGGCUAAAAACAAUGAGUCAUCGAUAGCACUCGAGCAAGGGACUUUAUUUUCGUUUGCUCUCAAAGGAAAAAUGGAAAAAAAUGAACAACAUUUAAAAGACGAACUUAUGAUAAUUAAACAUUUUAGCAUUAGUUCGAGUUUUAAUUGUUUAAUGAUUUAGAAAUUAGUUUAGGAUUUCUUGAUUUUUUGACAAUAAAUGUGUUCACUUGUGUUUUGUAAGAGUCUGUGGCAGCUUCUGUUUGCGAUAAAAUGAGAAAAAGAACAAAAAAAACUGGCACCAUUAACUCUUGUAUCUUUUUGCGAAUUUUAGCUUCUUGUAGUUUUAACUUAUUGUUAACUUAAAUAUUUAUUACUGCCUUGUAAGAAUACAUUUGUGUAUAUUUAUGUUCUCAUCAGAGUUGCAAGUUAAAAGGGAAAUAUUUUUAAUUUGCUGAAAAUAAUUAUUCCUUAUUUAUUUAUUAAAUAACAAACAAAAUUGAAACAAUACUAAAAGCUUAAAUGACAGGCUCUCCACCAGGGCAAAGUGCACAGAGGUAAACAUUUUAAAAACAAUCUACUAAUGUGGCAUAUACAGCAAAAUCUAUAGACAAGUUUGUUUUGUUGUCUUGUUGGAAAAAAACACAUUUUGAGUUCAUUCUAUUAGAAGGUUAUGGGGUGGGUGGGAAGGGAACGUGUAGCUUGUCAUUUUUUCUAUUCUUGUAUUCUGUACCCUCUGGCCUUCACAUGCUGCCACUCAGCAUCCCUCCCACAUGUUAACAGCAAUUAUUUCAGUGACAAUUUGCUUUUUUAUUUUAAAUAUUUUAAGUAAGCAUCACAGGCAACUGAUUUUUUUUUUAAUGUAAAGGACAUUCCUAACCUUUUCUGGCUCUGAUUCACUGAGAUCCUUAAGCACAAAGGGAAAUUUGUUUUGGUUAGAUGACAUGGAUAGCACCUUGUGUUAAAUUUUGUAGAUAUUUACCUGGGGAAAAGUCCUAUUGAAUUCACAAUACUUUGCAUAUGAAGAGUAGAACUGAAACAAUUUUAAACAUGCAUUUCCUCCUUAUGGAUAAUGUAGUAAGUGAUUUUUCAAAUACUAGGCCACUCAUUAAGGGUACUUGAAGCAUACAAACAGUUCUUAGCUGCCAUGUAUGGUCCCUAUUAUUGGAAUCAAUGCAACUGUUUUGCUAAAGUCCCAGGUAACAAUUUGAGAAAAGAGUUACACUAAAUUAUUCUGAACAAAGAGAAACACAUUGAAAAUCAAUCUUUCCAGCUUAUUUUGAUUUCUUCCCUGCCACAUGGAUGAUUUAGAAUCAUGCAAUAAUUAAGGGGGUGGGAACCCCAGGCAUGGAAAAGACCCCUUUGGGCAUCUGCUUUAUGUGCAGGAAAUGGGGCAUGUGGCCAAAGUAGUCAAGGUCUCAUAUGUUUCCAAGGCAAAGAGAAUCUGUAUCAGUCCAGAUUUUGAAAAAAAGUGCAAAAGGCCUUGGAAGCCAUGCUAUAUUUUUUCUAAACGGAUGAUGUCCGUGAUUUAAAGAUAAUCCUCUAACAAAAAAAAAUAGACCAAAAAUAGAUUGUCUAACUUUGUACCAUAUUCUUAUCAACACUGAGAUUUACUGAGAAACUAUUCCAUUCUAAAGGGUUAUGUGGCUUGAGGAAAAAACUUUUCUUUCCUGUAAACAGUGUUCCAAUAGUUAAAAGUAGAUUUCCUAAUUGCUGAAAUAAAAAAAAAGUUGGAUGUUUACCCCCAUUAAAACAGAUUUGAAAGUUUGCAUAAUAAAGCCCUCAAAACAAAGGAUACAAUAUCAUAUUCCUUGUUUUUAACUAGAAAGUGGGCUGUAAGAAUGCAUUUUUCUCCUCCAUUUAGUCAGUUUCAUGGCUGAUUAAAAACAUAUUUACUAAUAGUUAUUUCUUACAACUAAACCACUUCAGUCUUCUGGAGAACUCAACUCAGAAUUCAGUUAAAGACCACUUAUUCGACUUUUCAGCCAAAUGACAGGAUUGUUAGUAUGUCUGAAUCAGAUGGGUUACUGUUAAAAGUAUUAUUUGACAAAGCCACUUACAAAUGCUGGCUUCUGCAAAUCCUAAAUUGUGGCUGCUUUGCAUUCAGAUAGGACAGAAAAGCUAAUGGUUUGGUUAAAGAAAUAAUUGGCACUCUGGAAACUUACUGUGCCCCCAAACAUAAGCCACCACCUUUUGAAGCCGCUGCGCUGCUCCACAAAAGGCAGAGGUGCAGAACAGCCCUUCCUGCAGAUGUUGGACACUCCCACUAUCCUUGAUACAGUAGUUGGUCAGGCUGUCAAGAAUUCAUCUGGAAGCUCAAUUCCUGCCCAGGCUCUGCAGCCAUACAAUGUGUUGAAUAGGCUCGGGCAUGCUCUCCACUUAGUGAGAAAUGGCCAUAGCUGAUUCAUGGCACGUGUUCUAAUUAGCGCAUGUGCAGAAAUGCUAGUCACUGUUUAGCAUGAAAUCUGCUGUGCCAUAUAGAUAGCAAACACAGACCUGCUUUAUGUUAUCAUAAUGCCAAUUUUUAAUGUGUAACAAUGGAAACCUUUUUGCUUUUCAUCUGGACAACAGACUACUGAAGAAUGGCACAUAAAACAGGUGCUGCAUAGCAGGGGGUACUUUACAAAAGGAUUUUUAUUAUAAAAAUGUGCAUUACAACCAUAACUGCGUUCUCAUUCAAGAAAGGAUAGUGUUUCUCAGUGUACCUCAAGCAAUAGCCAUUUAUGCAACUAACCAGACUCAGAAGGGAAUGGCUAAGACUAAUCCUCUAUGUCUGGUGCCUUAGAGAUGAUCAGAAUAGGAACGGUCGCCUCUUUUAAGACUUGGCACAAAUGAGGCAUGGUAUUUUCGGGUUGUUCUCAAAAAUAACAUCACAGCAGUAGAGCACUUGCCUUGUCCCCAUUUUUCAAGAUGCCUCAAUACCUAAGGCUAGACCUUGAAAACAAGGAAGAUGUGAAAUGGAUAUUGACAUAAACAAAACACAGCCUUUUAAAGAUUUCUUUGCCAUCCCUUGAAAUUACUUCUGUGCUUAAAGAGCUGUUAUGAACUGGAGCCACCAAGUCAAGCUGCAUAACUGGCAUUCACAGCUACUAAUAGCAGGAGCUUUGCCACCAGUUUCAGCUGCGUGAACCGCCUGCUUUGCCUUUGGUCAGAUCCUACUAAAUGUCUAAUCCUGUAACUUUAUCCUGCAUUGCAACAAGGGCAUUUAGUGGCAAACAAAAUUCUCUUUUAGGAUCUGUUGAUUACCAAACAGCUACAGCAAUCUAGCCUUUUCAAGUGUAUUUUUUCAAGUAGCAAUAAGUGCUAGUGUAAGUUUACUAAGAAGUGAAGUGGCUUGAUUAAGGAUUGAAAGAGGGCAGGGAGGAAAUUAAAGCACUUUGCCUGGUGGCAUCAGAGCAAGAAGGGCUCGAGAUGUCCUUACUGUUUGCCAGUGGUGGGUCAGGGUGCAACAUUGAAGGUAGCAGAGGGUUAAAAGAAUUGUCUGUUGUCAUGGAGAGUUCCUAAUAACUUUUACAUGCCCCUUAGCCUCCCACCAAUGUAUUUAGUCAUGGGGUAUGGCAGGGCUCAGGGGAGAAAAGGAUAGGUCUGGAGUACCUGCCCCCAGAGCUCCUUGAAGCUUCACAUGGAUUGGGACAGUUUUUAAAAAUAUAUUUAAAAAAAAUGAGAGUCAGUUGAUGUGGGAAAGGUUUAAAAAUUGUAAAAAAUAAAAAUAAAAAUGACACUUUGCAUUUAGUUUAGACUAUUUAUUACUGGGAUUUCAGGCACGGUGGCUGUAUGAAACUUUUACAUGGAAUUGUUUAAUUAUUUGUACUUUUCAUGCCAGAAAAUAAAAAGUUCAGAAUCUUA